Molecule: messenger RNA, 330 nt
Organism: Hemisphaericaspora subhashii
Lineage: Eukaryota; Fungi; Ascomycota; Pichiomycetes; Serinales; Debaryomycetaceae
Product: LAP1
Exons: 1
Coding region: 1-330 (109 amino acids)
Source: RefSeq, a predicted model, not a curated record
AUGUUAUGUAAAGAAUUUCAUUGGUAUUCGGCCGAAGAAGGUGGUUUAUUAGGCUCAAUUGAUGUAUUCUCACAAUAUUCAGCUAGAAAAGAAGUAGUGGUUGGUAUGCUACAACAAGAUAUGACCGGUUAUACUGCUGGGACCAAAAAGGAAGGAGUAGAGCCUCAUUUUGGUUUAAUCACCGAUUAUACCAGUGUAGAAUUGAACAACUUUUUGAAAUUACUUAUCAAUACCUAUAAUUCAAUACCAUAUCAAGAAUCUUCUUGUGGAUAUGCAUGUUCUGACCACCGAAGUCGAAACCUUUUACCUAUAGGUAGCCGUAAGAACUAA